Messenger RNA from Myotis davidii, 3044 nucleotides. It is a transcript of the gene ZBTB2, whose product is annotated as zinc finger and BTB domain containing 2. Gene Ontology annotation, cellular component: nucleus. The record is from RefSeq and is a predicted model, not a curated record. Bases 136 to 1680 code for a protein of 514 amino acids. Gene Ontology annotation, molecular function: RNA polymerase II cis-regulatory region sequence-specific DNA binding; DNA-binding transcription factor activity, RNA polymerase II-specific; protein binding. Gene Ontology annotation, biological process: regulation of transcription by RNA polymerase II. Lineage: Eukaryota; Metazoa; Chordata; Mammalia; Chiroptera; Vespertilionidae. The transcript is spliced from 3 exons.
AAUGAAGAUCUUAGAAUCUGGAGUCAGACACUCAGGUUUAAAUAUCGGCUCUCCUACUUUCUGGCUCCAUGGCCUGGGCGACGUUACACCUCGAAGCCCAUUUCCUUCUCCACAAAAAGAAGGAUUUUUAAAAAAAUGGAUUUGGCCAACCAUGGACUUAUUCUCCUGCAACAGCUAAACGCUCAGCGAGAGUUUGGUUUCCUGUGUGACUGCACGGUUGCCAUCGGCGAUGUGUACUUCAAGGCACACAAAUCAGUUCUUGCUUCAUUCUCCAAUUACUUUAAGAUGUUGUUUGUCCAUCAGACCAGUGAAUGUGUCCGUCUGAAACCGACCGACAUCCAGCCCGACAUUUUCAGCUACCUCUUACACCUGAUGUACACCGGGAAGAUGGCGCCGCAGCUCAUCGACCCUGUGCGCCUGGAGCAGGGGAUCAAGUUCCUCCACGCCUACCCUCUGAUCCAAGAGGCCAGCCUGGCCAGCCAGGGCGCCUUCUCCCACCCCGACCAGGUGUUCCCGCUGGCCAGCUCCCUGUAUGGCAUCCAGAUCGCAGACCAUCAGCUGCGACAGGCCGCCAAGAUGGCUCCGAUGCCUGAGAAGCUCGGGCGAGAGCCCCGGCCCCAGACCUCCCGGGUGAGCCAGGAGCAGGUGCCCGAAGCCACGCAGCUCUCCCAGCUGACUUCCAAUCUGCCCCAGGUCAGCCGGACACACAUGACCCCCUCGGACCCCCUGCAGACCUCCCUGUCUCCAGAACUCGUUUCCACUCCCGUUCCUCCCCCCGCCGCCGGGGAGGAGGCCAACCUGGAAGCCUCUUCCUCCGACGAGCAGCCCGCCCCCCUCACCAUCGCCCACGUCAAGCCGAGCAUCAUGAAGCGGAACGGCAGCUUCCCCAAGUACUACGCCUGCCACCUGUGCGGGCGGCGCUUCAGCCUGCGCAGCAGCCUGCGGGAGCACCUGCAGAUCCACACCGGGGUGCCCUUCACGGCCGGCCCGCCCGGGGAGGGCCGCGGGCCCCUGUCUCUCUGCAGCAACGCCGUGGACCUGGGGAAGGACGCCGCGGAGGCGCCCGAGGCCGGGAUGAUCAGCGACAGCGAGCUGCAGCACAUCUCCGACUCCCCCAUCAUCGAUGGCCAGCAGCACUCGGAGACGCCGCCGCCCUCGGACAUCGCAGACAUCGACAACCUGGAGCAGGCGGACCAGGAGCGGGAGGUCAAGCGGCGGAAGUACGAGUGCACCAUCUGCGGGCGCAAGUUCAUCCAGAAGAGCCACUGGCGGGAGCACAUGUACAUCCACACCGGGAAGCCCUUCAAGUGCAGCACCUGCGACAAGAGCUUCUGCCGGGCCAACCAGGCCGCCCGGCACGUGUGCCUCAACCAGAGCAUCGACACCUACACCAUGGUGGACAAGCAGACCCUGGAGCUCUGCACGUUCGAGGAGGGCAGCCAGAUGGACAACAUGCUGGUACAGACGAACAAGCCCUACAAGUGCAACCUGUGCGACAAGACGUUCUCCACUCCCAACGAGGUUGUCAAACACUCCUGCCAAAACCAGAACUCGGACGUCUUCGCCCUGGACGAGGGGCGGUCCAUCCUCCUGGGCAGCGGGGACUCUGAAGUCACGGAGCCCGACCACCCCGUGUUAGCGAGCAUUAAAAAGGAGCAGGAAACGGUGUUGUUAGACUGAAUGUUACGUAUCUUUUUAGAACUGUCAUUUUUUUUACAAAGACUGUCUUCCUUCCCUUUCCCGAUUCAGAACUAUCGUUCUCCGUGGCAUGAUACGAGAGGUCCCAGGUCCCUUGCCCCUCUCCUUGCCCGUGUCCCCAGCCCCUCCUCCCCCUCCUCCCCCUCCUUCGUAAGGCUCUGUGCAUUAUAAACCUGGAACAUUUGCUUUCAUUCAGGGGACAUCGGAAAGAUUAUAGCCAGUAGUACUUGUACACUCAAAUGGGUUUUGAGUCUUAGAUUAUUUAAAAGCAUACUUGCUUGGAACUAAUGAAGGGUAUUUAACAAAACCAAACAACCAGAAUGCAAUUUGGUAAGCUAGAAUUAUGACCUUCCCCGGGUAGUGUCUUCCUUCUCAGAAAAACAGUGUCAGGAAACCCAGCAUGCUUCUUGGAGACACAGCUGGGCUCUUUACUAUGCAAAGUCUCGGGUGGAAAACCUUAAACCCAAGAGAACACUCUUAGUACCCAUCCUCCAGGUGUCUCAUUUCAGAACGCGUUCUUUGAAAUUAUGUCCAGUCAAGAAAAAUCAUUAGUUAAGAAACCUCCUUGAAAAAAACACAGGAAAAAAAGUAAUAAUGUGAUGGCAAUCUUAAUUUUUGGAUAAAACAUGACAAGCUGUGAGUUUGUGUGUUUGUAAGAGAACGUGUGAUCCUUGCGACAAACAGGUGAAUUAAUGCACAUGCCUUAUCUAAUUGCUGGCUUCUUUCAAAGUUGAACAACAGAGUACUGUAUUUUCAUUUUUGAUAAACGUGUUGGUUUUAAAAAUCAGAUUGAAAGUGCUAUUCUGUCGAUGGUCUUUCUGAAUAGAGUUGACAUGCCAUUCUAGCAGUUGCCAGUGGUACAUUUGUAUUAGCACCAACCUGCUGCUGUUAAAUCAGUGUGUCUACUGCAGGAAAAGGGAUACAGGAUCUCAUAGGGGAAGCUGUGAGCAGAACAUGGGAGCCUUAAGGGUUUUUAAAAUUAAUGCUAAUAGUUUACUGGCAACACUCAUUGAAAACAUCAAAAAUGGCAAAGAGAAAUCAGGACCAAAAAAACCUAAUUACUUUUUGGGAAAAAACAUGACUUUGAUAUUUAGUCUCCAGUUUUUUUAACACCUGAAGUUUCCUCUAUUGGCCUGAGAACAGUAAAAUUGGUCCAUUAGUCUUUCCUUGGGACAAAACAGGAGCCAGAAGUAAGGACCGAAGGGGAGAGGGGAGAACAAUAGCAAUGCCGUAUACGUAUAUGUUAAAACUGACCAUCCCAUCAUCCUAUUUCAUGUAUAGUUGAGUUCUAAGAUUUGUAAGUUUUUAUACAUACUUUCAUUAAAUAAACAUUUAAUUAAAUGGGU